This is a messenger RNA of Metschnikowia bicuspidata var. bicuspidata NRRL YB-4993, 1072 nucleotides long. RefSeq names its product proteasome core particle subunit beta 4 (gene PRE1). Bases 43 to 630 code for a protein of 195 amino acids. Gene Ontology annotation, biological process: proteasomal protein catabolic process. Lineage: Eukaryota; Fungi; Ascomycota; Pichiomycetes; Serinales; Metschnikowiaceae. The record is from RefSeq and is a predicted model, not a curated record. Gene Ontology annotation, molecular function: peptidase activity. Gene Ontology annotation, cellular component: proteasome core complex, beta-subunit complex; nucleus; cytosol. The transcript has a single exon.
UACGCCUCCGCAAGUGCACCCCAUCCCAAAACACCACAAAACAUGGAUAUUGUCCUCGGAAUCAAGGUCCAGGACGCCACGAUCUUGGCCACGUCCAAGGCGGCCACGCGCGGCAUCUCCGUAUUGAAGGCCACCGACGACAAAACCAGGCUCCUCAACACGCACAACUUGGUGGCCUACACCGGCGAGGCCGGGGACACGGUGCAGUUUGCCGAGUACAUCCAGGCCAACGUCCAGCUCUACACGAUGCGUGAAAACGGGCAGGAGUUGUCGCCGCGGGCCACCGCAUCGUUUGUGCGCAACCAGCUCGCCACGUCCAUCAGAUCGCGCAAGCCGUACCAGGUGAACGUGCUUAUCGGCGGGUUCGACACGAAAACAAACACGCCCUCGUUGAACUGGAUCGACUACUUGGGCACGCAGGUGGAGUUGCCCUACGGGGCCCACGGGUACGCGGCGUUCUACUGCACGUCGUUGUUCGACAGGCACUACCGGCCGGACAUGACCUUGGAGGAAGGCAUUGACUUGUUGAAGAGGAGCUUGGCGGAGUUGGAGACCAGAAUGCCCAUUGACUUCAAGGGCGUGUACGUCAAGGUGGUGGACAAGGACGGCGCCCGCCCACUUGAGAUCUGAGCGGCCGGCGGAGAACGCACGCCAGGGCGUGCUCAGCACGGGCAAGGUCCCGUGGACUGCCCGCCAGCUGGUGCACGGGAUGUACUGUUUGAUUCGUGGGUUAUGUAGACCGCCUCCAGUAGCUCUUGGUGACGACGCGCCAGCCUUCGUCGCUUUCUGCAUUACACGUCAAUACGAGUGAUUCCCUUUUUUUUUCUGUUUGCCACUGUAGACGGCCGGCCCAAACGGCCCAGGCCUCCACUGACUGAAAUCAAAAAAAAAAGAAAAAAUAAAGAGAAAUAAGAAUGACCGGCCGUUGGCAGUGGAAGAGCGUUCUACGGCCAGGGACGAUGCGGCGCCAGGCCCUGCGCCCAGGGCCGGUUCGCGGUGCAGUUGCGCCUGCUAGAAUACGGCGAGAGGACAGCCAACCGGCCCCGUUCCGGAGAAAAAAGGGGGAAAAAGG